Messenger RNA from Chaetura pelagica (chimney swift), 555 nucleotides. RefSeq names its product suppressor of cytokine signaling 3 (gene SOCS3). Gene Ontology annotation, molecular function: 1-phosphatidylinositol-3-kinase regulator activity. The record is from RefSeq and is a predicted model, not a curated record. Bases 1 to 555 code for a protein of 184 amino acids. NCBI's taxonomy places the organism in Eukaryota, Metazoa, Chordata, Aves, Apodiformes, Apodidae. Gene Ontology annotation, cellular component: phosphatidylinositol 3-kinase complex. The transcript is spliced from 2 exons. Gene Ontology annotation, biological process: phosphatidylinositol phosphate biosynthetic process; intracellular signal transduction.
AUGGUCACCCACAGCAAGUUCCCCGCCGCCGGGAUGAGCCGCCCCCUCGACACAAGCCUACGCCUCAAGACGUUCAGCUCCAAGAGCGAGUACCAGCUGGUGGUGAACACAGUGCGCAAGCUGCCGGAGAGCGGCUUUUACUCGUGGUCGAGGCGGCACUUCUUCACCCUCAGCGUCAAGACGGAGUCGGGCACCAAGAACCUGCGCAUCCAGUGCGAGGGUGGCAGCUUCUCCCUGCAGAGCGACCCCCGCAGCAGCCAGCCCAUGCCCCGCUUCGACUGCGUGCUCAAGCUGGUACAUCACUACAUGCCACCCACACCCUGCGCCGUCCCCGAGCAGUCGGGGGAGGCCCUGCACCCCAAACGCACCUACUAUAUCUACUCGGGUGGCGAGAAGAUCCCCCUGGUGCUGAGCCGCCCGCUCUCCUCCAGCGUCUCCACCCUGCAGCACCUCUGCCGCAAGACCGUCAACGGGCACCUGGACUCCUAUGAGAAGAUGACUCAGCUGCCAGCUCCCAUCAAGGAGUUCCUGGACCAGUACGAUGCCCCCCUCUAA